This is a messenger RNA of Vanderwaltozyma polyspora DSM 70294, 1926 nucleotides long. RefSeq lists its product as uncharacterized. Gene Ontology annotation, molecular function: ATP binding; misfolded protein binding; ATP hydrolysis activity. The coding region runs from base 1 to 1926 and encodes 641 amino acids. The record is from RefSeq and is a predicted model, not a curated record. Gene Ontology annotation, biological process: cellular response to unfolded protein; vesicle-mediated transport; protein refolding. Gene Ontology annotation, cellular component: plasma membrane; cytosol; cytoplasm. NCBI's taxonomy places the organism in Eukaryota, Fungi, Ascomycota, Saccharomycetes, Saccharomycetales, Saccharomycetaceae. The transcript has a single exon.
AUGACUAAAGCUGUUGGUAUUGAUUUGGGUACUACAUACUCAUGUGUUGCUCAUUUUGCUAAUGAUCGUGUUGAAAUUAUUGCAAAUGACCAAGGUAACAGAACUACUCCUUCUUAUGUUGCAUUUACUGACACUGAAAGAUUGAUCGGUGAUGCUGCUAAGAAUCAAGCUGCUAUUAAUCCAGAAAACACUGUUUUUGAUGCUAAAAGAUUAAUUGGUAGAAAGUUUAACGAUCCUGAAGUUACCACUGACGCUAAGCAUUUCCCUUUUAAAAUUAUAGACAGAGAGGGAAAGCCAGUUAUUCAAGUUGAAUUCAAAGGUGAAACUAAAACUUUCACUCCUGAAGAAGUCUCUUCAAUGGUUUUAACUAAAAUGCGUGAAACUGCUGAAGCUUACUUGGGUGACAAGGUUAACGACGCUGUCGUUACUGUUCCUGCUUAUUUCAAUGAUUCUCAAAGACAAGCUACUAAGGAUGCUGGUACAAUUGCGGGUUUAAACGUUUUAAGAAUUAUCAAUGAACCUACUGCCGCUGCUAUUGCCUACGGUUUGGACAAGAAAGGUACCACUGAACAUAAUGUAUUGAUUUUCGAUUUAGGUGGUGGUACUUUCGAUGUUUCUUUGUUAUCCAUCGAUGAUGGUGUUUUUGAAGUCAAAGCUACUGCUGGUGACACUCACUUGGGUGGUGAAGAUUUCGAUAACAGAUUGGUUAAUCACUUCGCUGAGGAAUUCAAGAGAAAAACUAAGAAAGACUUGACCAGUAACCAAAGAUCUUUGAGAAGAUUGAGAACCGCUGCUGAAAGAGCUAAGAGAGCUUUGUCUUCUUCUGCUCAAACCUCCGUUGAAAUCGACUCCUUGUAUGAAGGUGUAGACUUUUACACUUCCAUCACAAGAGCUAGAUUCGAAGAAUUAUGUGCUGAUUUGUUCAGAUCUACAUUAGAUCCAGUUGAAAAAGUCUUGGCUGAUUCUAAGUUGGAUAAAUCUCAGGUCGACGAAAUUGUUUUGGUUGGUGGUUCUACCAGAAUUCCAAAGGUCCAAAAAUUAGUUUCUGAUUUCUUCAACGGUAAGCAACCAAACAAGUCUAUUAAUCCAGAUGAAGCUGUUGCUUACGGUGCCGCUGUUCAAGCCGCUAUCUUGACCGGUGACACUUCUUCCAAAACUCAAGACUUAUUGUUACUAGAUGUUGCUCCAUUAUCCUUGGGUAUUGAAACAGCAGGUGGUAUCAUGACCAAGUUGAUUCCAAGAAACUCCACUAUUCCAACUAAGAAAUCAGAGACUUUCUCUACCUAUGCUGAUAAUCAACCAGGUGUUUUGAUUCAAGUCUUUGAAGGUGAAAGAACCAGAACCAAGGAUAACAACUUAUUAGGUAAGUUUGAAUUAGCAGGCAUCCCGCCGGCCCCAAGAGGUGUUCCUCAAAUCGAGGUUACCUUUGAUAUCGAUGCUAAUGGUAUUUUGAACGUUUCAGCAGUCGAAAAAGGUACUGGUAAAUCUAAUAAGAUCACCAUUACCAAUGAUAAAGGUAGAUUAUCAAAAGAAGAUAUCGAUAGAAUGGUAUCAGAAGCCGAAAAGUUCAAAGCUGAAGAUGAAAAGGAAGCCGAACGUGUGCAAGCAAAGAAUCAAUUAGAAUCUUAUUCCUUCAGUUUGAAGAAUACAGUUAAUGAAGCAUCUUUCAAAGAAAAAGUUGGCGAAGAAGAUGCCAAAGCUGUUGAAACUGCAGCACAAGAAACUAUUGAUUGGUUAGACGCCUCUCAAGCUGCCUCAACUGAAGAAUAUAAAGAUAGACAAAAGGAAUUGGAAAGUAAAGUCAAUCCAAUUAUGACUAAAUUCUACGGUGCUGCUGGCGGUGCCCCAGGUGGUAUGCCAGGUGGAGCUCCAGGUGGAGCCCCACCAGCUGAAGAAUCAGGACCAACUGUUGAAGAAGUUGAUUAG